This is a messenger RNA of Fusarium sp. VM40, 2757 nucleotides long. Lineage: Eukaryota; Fungi; Ascomycota; Sordariomycetes; Hypocreales; Nectriaceae. The record is from the annotation of a GenBank genome assembly.
AUGAGACGCCAGAACCGUUCGUGCGACCAGUGCCGCAAGGCCAAGCGGGCAUGCGAUGCGCCCUCGCUGUGGGACAUUCAACGAAAUUCAGAGAGGCUUCGAAACGGUGCCGACGGCGCCGGUGGUGCCUCUCUCGCAGAGGAGCAUCUUGAUGAGAUUGAUUCUAGAUCUCUCCGAUGUUCAUACUGCCUGCGCACUCGCAAACAAUGUACCUUCAACUGGGUUCGAGCUCAGUUACAGACCGGCCCUGCUACGACAAACACCACGGCAAGCAACGAAGCUACCUCUGAAAAUGGCGCCCACCCUCGCCGUGUUCCCGAUCAGUCGCGCACAAAGGCCAAACGUCAACGGCCGCGCCCUCAGCAACAGCCAGGACCUUCGCCGGCCCAAGCGCCACUUCCCAACCAGGCGUUAGAUGUUAACGCAACCGCUUUGCUGGAUAUGCUGCAGGCACCUCCGACGACGCACGAUUUGACCUGCUGGGGACCGAUGGACACUACUGGCUUCGCCAACUUUCCAGCCUUUCCCAGUACCACAUUCGAUACUAUGCCUGUGAAUGGCGUCUUCGAUCCAACUGUUUUCGACGCCAACCUUCACAACAGCGUCUUGCAUAGUCUAGAGCCUCACUCUACACCACAACACCCACAUCCUAUGGACCUUACGCCUUCCAGUGAGCUUAGUGGUCAUGCUCUGCAUACACAUCAUCAAACUACAGACGAGGAAAACGGCGAAAACGGAUGGCCACUUUUCCAGACUCACUCGGUUGGCAGCGAUGUUCCUUUCCAACCCUCACCUUCCGGCUCCAACUCGUACGAAAGCGAUAUCUCUUCAAGAUCACUUAGCGUUCGCCACUACCCAGAGAGUAUGGCAAGAAGUUACAGCACUUCAAUAUCGCCAUUUUCAGUAACACACAACAUGAUGACUAAGACGAACAACAACCUGAUUUCAGAUAACUUGAUGAGGAUAUACCACGACGUCCUAGAGCAUGCUCUGUCUUGCUGGCUAUCGGAAGAGACAUGUCCUUAUAAACCCAACACAAUUACUCGACCGUCUAACAAUGGCGUGAGUUGGCUUGCAUCUCACUUUGAGGGACUUAGCGUUGGUCAACCGAAACAGCAAGACAAUAGGAUUUACCGACGUGUUAUUCAGCUUGACAAGAAUGCACAAUCGACACGACUUAUUCGACUUAGCAAAUCCGAUGACCGAGCUGCCAACAAGGCUUUGCAUUUAGCCAUUAUGGCGUUUGCCACCCAGUGGGCGCAAGGUAGCCAACGUGAGCGAGACAGGUUUCCAUCAAGCCUGACACAGAUGGAUAGCAUGAGAUCUGAAUUCGAUGAUAUUAAUGAGGAUUUCGACCGAACGCUUCAGAGGACGUUCUGGGCCCAGGCUAAGCGCGCGUUGCAGGAUUGUUCUGAUAUGGAGUGUUUCCGCGUGGUUUGUGCUGAUUUAAUAAUGGGACUGGCGCAAAAGCCGAGGGACGAGGAAGACAACAACGACGCGCCAUACACCACGAGUAAUUUUGAUGGGGAAAGCCCCAUCGCCUCGGGCGAGGGAUCGAUUGCUUCUCAACUCAGCGAGAUCAUCGCCGCAGAAGGCCCCCCGGUCUUUAUGGAACGGGCCGCGAGAAAGAUGCAUGCUCUCAAGUUCCAGUACGAAGCUCGGGAAACAGGUGUUUUGGAUGUGUCUGGAAGUUCCCUAGGACUGGAAAAGGCUACAUCCGCAGAGUCUCUGAGCGAGGAGGACAAGGGUACUAUUGGCCUCGUUUACUGGAUGACAGUAAUGUUCGAUACUGUGUCUUCGUCCAUGAACGGUCGACCUGUUGUUGUUUCGGACGAAGAGUGUCACCAUGAUCCGACGUAUCCCGACCAUCCUGAGCAUGAAUCUUACAACAUUGAGUACCGGCCGCAGGAUGCCAGGUGGUGGGCAGAACUUUUCGUGCGCGAGAACAGGGAGGGAGUUCUACGAUGGCCAUGCUCGUAUGAUGCCGCCUCUAAGGGCGUUGUCACGGCAGCUCCUAUUAAGGUCAUCCUUUUCCGACACGUCUCGUACCUCCAGAACACGGUCAGGAGUCGGUAUCGAGGCGAGCCAGUUGAGAAGGUUAUUUCCAAUGCCAUGGCUGUGUACAAACAUUGGAAUGUAAGCUACGGUGCCUUCUUCCGAGAUCUAGUCGAACAGUAUGACUGUGUCCCAACACUCAUUCAGAGCUGGUUCGUAUGUGUGGUAGCCCACUUCCACUGCGCUGCUCUCUUACUUGCAGACUUGAUCGAGCUUGUUGAUGACAAUAAGCUGGGUCUCGAAUACUCUACUCAAGUACGCCAAGCAGCCAACGUGGUGGCUUCACUACGUAGGGAUAGCGCGGCUAUUCUUUCAGAUCUUGCUCGAGUAUCAACACGUCCCCGAGCUGGCGAUGUACCAGGGACGGGUAUCUCUGAUCUUCACUUUGCAGUUGUCGAAGGUUCUAUUUUGACAGAGCCAUGGACAAUGAUACUCAUCCGGGCGUUUACUAAAGCGGCUAUUCUGCUUCUUACAGAAGUGGAGGAGAGCGUGCGACAUGAGCACCAACCUCUCGAGUAUCCUGGCGUCAUGGAUCUGGUUCGCAGGUGCGAGGACUGCACUAAAGCACUCUGGUGCUUGGGCAAGAAGUCGGACAUGGCCCGCAACAUUGCGAGCAUCCUGUCUUCGGCACUGGGUCCAUAUAUGAUGCCAAGGGCUGUCUCGCACAUGCCCGUGUCGUCUAUGGAACCUGUUAUGGUGUAA